UUUCAGAGGCCGUGCGCCUGGGGCCCAGUAGCAGCACGACCACUACCGUCAACGCCACCGCCACUGCCGGCAACGGGACGACCAAUGCUGCCAGCAAUGCCACCAGCAGUGGCGGCAAGGCCACUCCCAUCAAGCCUGCCAGCACCAGCAAACCCUUGCGCAAAAUGUAUCGUUUCCCAUUCGCUUUGGGAGAAACUUGGGGCAAGAGGAGCGAUCCCUGUAUGUGGGAUAUCAUUCUGUUUGAGAGUGCGGGCGUCCUUCCCGAUAAGCAGUUGUUUCAGUUUGAAACCCAGGAAGCCUAUGAGAAUUGCAACUACAAGCGUGCCACACUUCUGCAAAAAUUCUCUAAUUAUGGAGAAGUAUACCG
This is a messenger RNA of Closterium sp. NIES-65, 367 nucleotides long. The record is from the annotation of a GenBank genome assembly. Lineage: Eukaryota; Viridiplantae; Streptophyta; Zygnematophyceae; Desmidiales; Closteriaceae.